Messenger RNA from Cervus elaphus (red deer), 1415 nucleotides. Its product is annotated as melanoma-associated antigen B10-like. NCBI's taxonomy places the organism in Eukaryota, Metazoa, Chordata, Mammalia, Artiodactyla, Cervidae. Gene Ontology annotation, biological process: negative regulation of transcription by RNA polymerase II. Bases 170 to 1015 code for a protein of 281 amino acids. The transcript is spliced from 3 exons. The record is from RefSeq and is a predicted model, not a curated record. Gene Ontology annotation, cellular component: nucleus.
UACCCUCACGUGCUCCUCGGGCGGUGUCCGCAAGGCAGAGCCUGGUCUAAGAUGGCAGCCGCGUGGUCCUUUCGAGGGAGGCAAUCCAAGCUUUUCCAACAGUCCCUGUGAGGACCCCGAGUCACUGAGUCACCUGCCCACUUGCCUGCUGCCUUUGUUGAAAGUCAUCAUGCCUCGGGGUCAGAAGAGCAAGCUUCGUACCCGUGAGAGACGCCGUCAGGCCCAAGUUGAACCCCAGAAUCUGGGUGUUCAGAGAGCCACAAGUACUUCAUCUACUGAGUCCAUCAGAGGCUGUAUAGAUGAUAAGGUGCUUAUAAUGGUGUAUUACCUGCUGUAUAAGUAUAACGUGAAAGAGCCUAUUAGCAAGGUGGAAAUGAUGAGAGAAGUAAUCCAGAUGUAUAAGAAUCACUACCUUGAGAUCCUCCAGAGAGCUGCUGAGCACAUGGAGAUGAUCUUUGGCCUUGACCUGAAGGAAGUGGAUCCCUACCGGCACAUCUACAUCCUUGUCGACAAAAUGGAAGCAAGCUGCGAUGCAAGGCUGAGAGAUCGGAUCGAGAUUCCCAAGACAGGCCUGCUGAUGGCUGUUCUGGGUGUGAUCUUCAUGCAGGGCAAUUGUGCUAGUGAGGAGCAAGUUUGGGAAGUCCUGAAUGUGAUGGGGUUAUACAAGGGGAGGAAGCACUUCAUUUUCGGGGAUCCUAAGAAGGUCAUUACCAAAGAUUUAGUGCAGGAGAAGUACCUAGAGUACCGCCAGGUGUUCAAUAGUGAUCCUCCAUGCUAUGAGUUCCUGUGGGGCUCUAGAGCCCAUGCUGAAACCACCAAGAUGAAAGUGCUAGAGUUUAUGGCUAAGAUCCAUAAUAUGGUCCCCACUGCCUUCCCAUCCUUGUAUGAGGAGGCUUUGAGAGAUGAGGAAGAGAGAGCCCAAGCUAGAGCUUCAGCCAAGGCUCGUAUUGCUGCCCGGGCCAGGGCCCGCUCCAGUGCCUUAGCCAGCAGUUCCUCCCACUCCAAAAGAGUCUGAGGCAGAUUCCUUACUUUGUUGUUAAAAAUAAGUCCACGUUCUAAGUAGUAGAAGGUUGGGGAGGGGCUGCAGAUUAUACUGUGUGUAACAUAUAUGUGUUUUUGUGUUCUAUGCUGUAUCUUGGAAAAUUUUAAAAAUAUUGUUCCUUUUAAUAGAAGAUUUAAGUAGCUUUGUAAUCCACACUUCUGAGUUAUAUUGCUCAAACACUGAUGCUAUGGGUGAGAUCUAAGUGUAAGAGUUUUAUUGUUUGUGUAACUGGAAAAGUUCCACCUUACCUAGUAAUUUGGAAUAAGGUAACAUGGCGAUGGAUGAGGCAUUACUUUGGAAAUGUGAAAAACUCAGCAUUGUAAUAGUUGUGGUCAAGAAAUGCAUAAAUAAAAGAUAAAAGUUCUUGGUUUCA